Porites evermanni is the source of this 2910-nucleotide messenger RNA. NCBI's taxonomy places the organism in Eukaryota, Metazoa, Cnidaria, Anthozoa, Scleractinia, Poritidae. The record is from the annotation of a GenBank genome assembly.
AUGGCCGCGGCCUGCACGCGAUGGGGUAUUUUCGGUGCGGGAAAAAUCGCCCAUGAUUUUGUGGUCGCUUUAAAAACUUUACCAGAAAACGAACACAAGGUUGUUGCAGUAGCGGCGCGUUCUCUGGAGAGAUCUGCCGAGUUUGCAGACAGACACAACGUCGAGAAAGCUUACGGCUCUUACGAGGAACUCGCCCGAGACUCGAAUGUAGAAGUGGUGUAUGUUAGUACAAUCCACCCCCAACACAAACCGCUUUGUAUACUAGCCCUUAAUAAUGGGAAACAUGUGCUUUGUGAAAAACCUAUGACAAUGAACCUUAAAGACACAAAGGAACUGUUCGAUCUUGCAAAGACCAAAGGAUUAUUCAUCAUGGAGGUGAGUGACCGCUGCCGAGUGUGGAUGAUGAAAUCCUAGCCUGGACCAGGCUCCUAGGUGUGGAAAAAGGGAAAAAGGCUAGAUUCACCUUCUUCCAUCUCCUGGCGAUAUUUAGGCCCCUUUCCCCAAACGGAGAGCCUGUUAAUAGGCUAAGGAAAUCCUGUUUUUACGGUCGCAAGCCGUAUUAAACGAUUUGCCUUCAGGUGUGGGUGGGGCAGGGGGCGUGAAACAUUCACGCCUUAAAUGGACUCUCUGUUUCGAAUAAGGCGCAUAACUUUACGCCCACUUGUGCUGCACAGGAUCCUAUUUCAUCACAAGGAAUCAGUAGUCUGUGCUAGGCUCUCAGAUAUAAGGAACGUCGCAAAAAUAUAACAAACAAAGCGAAAAUAAGCCCAAUCUGGGAUCUGCGUGCAUUUGUAUUUUUUCCUUCACUUUUUCUGAACGACUGCUGUACUAUCUUGGAGCCUGGAACAUCUUGUUCAGCUGAAUAUAUUUGGCUACCCUCCCUUUCUAGUAAGAUGUCUUCCUGCAGGUUGAAAUCCAGUUUAGACUGAGAGAGAACUCAACUGUAUCUAAAACAACUGUGUUUUGGAUUCCAAACAUUAUUCACAAUGGCUUGUAUUUUUUUGCAGGCUUUAUGGACAAGAUUUUUUCCUCUGUAUGCAGAUGUCAAGAACCUCAUAGAUUCCAAUGCUCUUGGGGAGCUCCAUUUGGCACUUGUCUCCUUUGGCUCAAAUGUAACUCACAUUGAGCGAUUGUGUGACCGAGACCAGGGGGGUGGGGUCCUUCUAGACAUUGGACUCUACUGUUUGCAUGUUGUAGAUAUGAUCUUCAAUGAGGAACCCCUAACCAUCACCGCUGUGGGACAGAAAAUGGCCACCGGAGUAGACUCAACAGUUGUAGUGACAAUGUUGUAUGAAGGCGAGAAAACAGCUUCUAUAACUAUGAGUAUUGGUGAGUACAAAUUCUCUGACAUGGCUGAUGUUGGCCUCCUUGAAGAAACUAACUUCUGUAAGAUCAUGACUGGUUUUAAAAUAUGUUUUGUGUCACUUCAGCUGCAGAUCUUCCCGGGGAAGCUACAUUUUCAGGAUCACAUGGCUCUGUCACUAUUCACAAACCUUUUCACUGCCCCACAAGUUUUACUUCUCCUGCUGACAGAAAGGAAUACCCUCUUCCAGAGCCUUCCAUGUCAAUGAACUUUGUCAAUUCUACUGGAUUAAGGUGAGAUGCAUUUUUCAUGGAUAAUUUNCUUCUAGACAUUGGACUCUACUGUUUGCAUGUUGUAGAUAUGAUCUUCAAUGAGGAACCCCUAACCAUCACCGCUGUGGGACAGAAAAUGGCCACCGGAGUAGACUCAACAGUUGUAGUGACAAUGUUGUAUGAAGGCGAGAAAACAGCUUCUAUAACUAUGAGUAUUGGUGAGUACAAAUUCUCUGACAUGACUGAUGUUGGCCUCCUUGAAGAAACUAACUUCUGUAAGAUCAUGACUGGUUUUAAAAUAUGUUUUGUGUCACUUCAGCUGCAGAUCUUCCCGGGGAAGCUACAUUUUCAGGAUCACAUGGCUCUGUCACUAUUCACAAACCUUUUCACUGCCCCACAAGUUUUACUUCUCCUGCUGACAGAAAGGAAUACCCUCUUCCAGAGCCUUCCAUGUCAAUGAACUUUGUCAAUUCUACUGGAUUAAGGUGAGAUGCAUUUUUCAUGGAUAAUUUGUUCACAAGCUACAGUUGACCUGCCUGUCUUAAAGAGAGUUCAGUUAGGGAAAAAUGACUAAAAUUCUGGCUUAAGGAGUUGUCCCUCUUUGGUGUCAGUUAAAAGACAGAGUAGACUGUAACCUUUUCAGGUGAUUAUGUGUAAAACAGUCAGCAAAGUAGUGAUGCUUUCAGGCAGUUGAUAGAGGUGUUUCUUUAGCUUGGCAAUUACUUACCGGUAAUGAAGAUUUUUAAGGGCAUUCUAAACAAAGGCAGAUUUAUGGGUGGUCCAAGGGGGCUUUGGUGUCCCCCCCCCCUUUUGUUUAUAAAAAGAUUUCUCAGUAAACUAUCUAGUAUUUAGCUUACAAGUGUCCUAGCCCCACCCCCUUCCUGAAGUUUCUAGAUCUGCCACUGCUGAAGAUUUCCAAGUUACACAAAGAAGCCAAAGUGACUUUCAAAAGUGAUCUCUCUUUUCUUGCAUUUGCUCUGGUUUAUUUUACUUUCAGUUUAUAUUUUUCUCAAAAAUGUGUCUGCUAAGGAUGUGCCAGACAUGAGAAAUUGGACCAAGGGUUGAGCUGACACGAGAUCAAAGUUUUUGAUUUGCUGGCAGGAGAUGCCACACAUAAGGCUUGAUAGUUAGCAGCUAUAGUGUACAAUAACCACAUAUUCAAACCUUUUUUCCUUCAACUUGUGUUUUAGGUAUGAAAUCCAAGCAGUUAGAAAAAGCUUAUUGGCAGGUGAAAUAGAGAAUUCAACUAUGCCUCGAAAGGUAACAGAAAAAGUAUUUUCCUGGAUGGACAAGAUUCGUCAGCAGUUAGGAGUUGUUUACAAAGAGGACUUGUAG